Messenger RNA from Xylona heveae TC161, 2950 nucleotides. Its product is annotated as kinase-like protein. The record is from RefSeq and is a predicted model, not a curated record. Gene Ontology annotation, biological process: protein phosphorylation. Lineage: Eukaryota; Fungi; Ascomycota; Xylonomycetes; Xylonales; Xylonaceae. Gene Ontology annotation, molecular function: ATP binding; protein kinase activity. The coding region runs from base 341 to 2821 and encodes 826 amino acids. The transcript has 2 exons.
CGAGACGCAAGAGCUAUGUGGCCGCUUCGGAGCUCGACCACGAGUUCAUCAUUAAUUUGUGGAGCCUUUACACAGCAACUUGGCUAUUAUAGAUCGGCCAAUGCGCGAUUGCUAACAUCUACUUCUUUGUCACCGCCUUUUGCCUGAUCGUCGCGAGGGCACCUAUUGGUUCUAUGCCUUUGGGCCUGCCACUUCCCUCGUAAUUUUCAAACCACAUAGAUGAAUAAUAUCAGUUCAUGCGAAUGCUUUGGUUCUUUCUCGUUGUGGAUGUGACAGCAUUAGGGCACCUUCGCAAUCCAAAGCAUCGCGACGCUGCAAUCAUUCUCAUUUCGAGGUUGUGAUGGCGGAUCCGGAAUAUCAGAGGAGCAUGUCACUUGUGCCAUAUACAGGAGGGGGCGAGAUUGUGCUACGCCACAACGACUCAGUUGUCGUGUAUGACCCUCAAUCACAGCACCUAGUUCUCCGCGAUGCAUCGCACGAACUCAUCAACUGCCCAUACUGCGAUCGGCCGUUACGGGACGACCCACGUUCUAGCAGUCAGCAUGGAGCAAACUCGGAUAUAGGAGCGAGCUUUGUGAACCCGGAUUAUUUUCGAAUGCUACAUCAUAGCACACCUGGUUCAGAAGCAGAAGUGUCUCGGCCUGCCUCUUCAUACGGUCCGCUCGACGACCCGACCGGUUCCAGCUUUACUGGCUCGGAAGAACCCCCAGCAAACUCUGAGUUCCUCGGCAGCGCCCCUACAACGUCAUCAUCUACUCACGGGAUAUCCUCCGCAGCAUUCAGCCCAAACUAUUUUGACAGGUUCUUCGUUGAGGAAGGGGUGCUUGGGAGAGGUGGCAAGGGAGUUGUGUUGUUGGUUAGACAUGUGCUGGAUGGCGUAUCCCUGGGAAAUUUUGCCUGCAAACGUGUCCCGGUGGGCGACGACCACGAAUGGCUUGAAAAAGUUUUGAUAGAGGUGCAGCUAUUGCAGCACCUUUCUCAUCAAAAUCUCGUCUCCUAUCGCCAUGUCUGGCUUGAAGACGUCAAGCUGACCAACUUUGGUCCCAGCGUCCCCUGCGCUUUCAUCUUACAGCAGUACUGCAAUGGUGGAGAUCUACAUCAAUAUAUACUCAAGCCCCACCCGUCGAAUGAUACUUCCUCCGCUGCGCAGAAGCUAAAAGAUCGACUGCGGCGGCGGUCAAAAGGGCAGGUUGAGCCGCUGGAGGAAUCUUCGGGGCCUAGGAAACUCACUUUCGAGGAGAUAUACUCCUUUUUCAAAGACAUUACAUCAGGCCUGCAUCACCUCCACGCCAACGGCUACAUUCACAGGGAUUUAAAACCAAGUAAUUGCUUGCUGCACAAGACUGGGAAAGAGACGCGCGUCUUGCUGAGCGAUUUUGGAGAGGUGCAAAUUGAAAAUGCUGCACGUCGUUCCACCGGGGCUACUGGCACAAUCUCUUACUGCGCGCCAGAAGUAUUGCGCCCUGAGGGCCCAGAUGGUACACUGGGAAAUUUCACAACCAAAUCGGACAUUUUCUCUCUUGGCAUGAUUCUUCAUUUCAUGUGUUUUGGUUGCCUGCCUUACAAAAACGCGGACGACAUCAACGAAGAGAACGAAGACCUUGAUCAACUUCGCGCAGAGAUUAGCAUCUGGCCGGGCUUUGACGAUGUCAAAGGCCGAAUGCGCUCAGACCUGCCAGAGAAAUUAUACAAGGUUUUGAAAAGUCUGCUGGCUUUCAAUCCCGCGGAUCGGCCCAGCGCAGAGGAAGUAUUGAACGGGAUUAGAACAGGCGGAACUAUCGAUGAGAAUGGUGCAGCUGGGUUUGGACAUUCUGCACCAAGUCCCUCUAGCUCGGUCAUCGACAACCUACGAUCCGUGCCCCGUAUUACUCGCGUUGAUAGCCCAGCGCCCGGUGCUGCCAGAAACAACGUCAAUGGCAUGGGUAAUGCCACCCCUGCUCGGUUUGCUCAGCAUCCAAAUUCUAUUGUUGCAGCAUCUUCCUCGCUCGCACCCGUUCCUCGACCCGUCACGCGGGCUUCUAAUCUUCGAUCCUCCACUCUCCUCGACGACGUUAACAACAGCAACAACAAUGACAACAAUCGCGAAUCAUCCUUUGAUAAUAAUGGAUAUGGUACAAAUGGUACAAUCAACCAGCCCUCGAACCAGAGCGUCGAUCAAAAGCCCGACCACCACCCAUCAUCUAUCGACGGCGCCUCUUCAGGCUCCAGUCUCAUUCUGCGCACCCGUAGGGUCAAUCGCCCUUUUACUCCUACCAGAAGCAUCAACAGCAACGGGUCAACUACAUCCAGCGCCCGCCUCAGCCCACAUCCGAGUCCAUCCGAGCAGCAACCCUCUUUAAACGGACAACAUAUCCAUCACCAGCACGGCAAUUUUGAUAUUUAUCUCCACCAUGACCGCCAACACGAACGCCGGCUUUCUCUUCACCCGCAACUCAUGCCCCCGCCUACCUUGCCGUCGCGAAUCCAUUCCGCUUUUCGCCAGCUGGGUGGUCCAAGCACAUGGACCCUGGCCAAAGUAGUCCUGUUGGUCUUCAAGAUUAUGACCAUCGCUCGUCCUUGUUCCCCCUUUGCUGCAAACCCAUGGGUGUUAUAUCCCCUGAUAUGUCUCGCCGCUGUGGACGUUGCUCUUGGCCGAAGCGAAGGCGCACAUGAUGGCGGGUCCAGACCAGCUUACGGCCAGUGGCAAAGAAGCAGUAUCAGAGUGCGAGUGUUGGUUUCUUUCAUUCUGCUCGCUCUACAUCUUGGCGUUUUGCUACUUGCUGCCAGGUGGGAUACCUUAUGUAUUGUUCACGGGCGGGACCGAGAAUGGGUGAAUAUAUAAGCAAGCAUAUUCUAUUGUGGGCUCAUUUUAUUUUAUUUUAUUUUUCUUAAGGUUUGGUAGUCUAAAACUGCAUUGCAUGGUAUUCCUCGUCAAUGCUGCUUGUAUUAACAGCACUCCAUAUCAGAUCAG